This is a messenger RNA of Rubroshorea leprosula, 2110 nucleotides long. The record is from the annotation of a GenBank genome assembly. Lineage: Eukaryota; Viridiplantae; Streptophyta; Magnoliopsida; Malvales; Dipterocarpaceae.
GGGCUAUCUAAUAGGCGAUGGCCCAUGGCCCAAUCUUCCUUCGCCUUUACCCUCAACGGUGAUCGUGUCUCGUUUCAGCCAUUCUCCUGUCCUGAGAAAACGGUGACCGGAAUUUUACUCCGAUCGAUCUCUGUUUCCGACCCCUCCUAGCCAAAUGGUCAGGUCCUUCGGUCUGAAACGCACGCCGAACCUUUUCCUCAGAAAACACCGAAAAUGGCCGCUUUCCCCUUACAAAUCCAAAUGGCAGAAAACCUUCGACGAAAACCAAGCUAUGCAAUCCCUCAAACAAGCAACAAAGCAGCAGUUGCAGAAUCCUGACCCGCCUCUUCUCCUCUCCUCCCUCACAAACUCUUUCGCCGCCUACGACCUCGAACCAACCCCACAAGCCUAUCAUUUUGUCAUCACAACUCUAUCCCACAGCCUUCAAUUCCGUCACAUCCCUUCGGUUCUUGACCGCCUUGAACGCGUCGAGAAAUUUCCGACACCCGAGUACGUCUUCGCCGACCUUAUCAAAACCUACGGCGCUGCUAACAAUGUUCAAGACGCUGUUGAUCUUUUUUGUCGGAUGCCCAAGUUCAGGUGUGUCCCUUCUGUGCACUCUCUCAAUGCUUUGCUCUCUGUUCUUUGUAGAAACGAACUUGGUCUUAAGUUGGUGCCGGAAAUUCUGUUGCAGAGUCAAGCUAUGAAUAUAAGGGUUGAAGAAUCGAGUUUUAAGAUAUUAGUUUGUGCUCUUUGUAGAUUAAAUAAGGUUGCGUAUGCUAUUGAGAUACUGAAUUGCAUGAUAAAAGAUGGGUUUGCCAUUGAUGAUGAAAUUUUUUCAUGUAUACUGUCAUCAGUCUGUAUGCAGAGAGAUUUGGGUAAUUUAGAUAUCAUGGGUUUUUGGGAGGAACUGAGAAAGCUUGGGUUUUGUCCUCGUACGGGUGAUUAUGUUAAUGUGAUGAGGUUCUUGUCGAAAGGAGGCAGGGUAAUGGAUGCUUUCGAUGUUCUAAAUCAAAUGAAAUCUGAUGGAGUUAAGCCUGACAUUGUCUGCUACAAUAUAGUUUUAGGUGGUAUUAUUGGAGAAGGGAAUUUCGAGGCAGCAGAUGAUGUGUUUGAUGAAUUGCUUGUGUUGGGUUUGGUUCCGGAUGUCCAUACUUACAAUGCCUAUAUAGAUGGUUUAUGCAAACGAAAUAAUAUUGAACAGGGAAUCAGGUUGAUCACUUGUAUGGAGAAGUUGGGGUGCAAACUUAAUGUGAUCACUUAUAAUGUGUUGUUGGAGGCAUUGUGUAACGUUGGUGAUAUGAGUAAAAUGAGAGAGCUUGUGGAGGAGAUGAAAGUUAAGGGAAUUAAGCCAAAUUUGCAGACAUAUAGGGUAACAAUUGAUGCUCUGGCUAGUAAAGGUGAAAUUUUUGAAGCUUGUGCAUUGAUGGAGGAAGUUUUGGAUAAGUUCUUUUGCGGACAAUGUUUCACACUAGACAACAUAAUUUCUGGUUUGUGCCAAAGAGGGUUAGUUGGUAAAGCACUGGAAUUACUUAAUAAAAUGGCUGACAAGAGAGUUUCUCCUGGUGCUGGUGUUUGGAAUGCACUUCUCAGCACAGGAUACAAACUUGAUUUUGAUGAGACCACAUUCAUUGAUUUAGUAGGUCCAGUUUAAAUUGCCUUGUCGCGUUUUGCGUGGUGUAAUAUUCAAUCAAUAAAUUUUCUAACCCUACCCAUUGAGAUUUCCAUAUGUGACCUUUUACCUAAAAGAAAGAGGACCUCAUAUGUGUUGUAGAGCACUGACUUCUCUUUUUUCUGUGGAGAAACUGUGUGUAUAUUAAAUGGUUGUUCGCGUAGGCAUAUAAUCCACAUUGAUUGUUUGUUUUCUGCAGAUGAAAUGUUUUCUUUUUGGUACCCAAGCAACUGGGUCCUUCCUUUUCCUGAUCCUAUAUGGUUGACUUGCUGCUGCAGUUGGCUUAUUUUGACACCCCUUUUUUCCUUGCAACAAUCAUUUACUGUUUCCAUAUACCAGUUAGCAUAAAGUUGGCUUUGAGUUGGGUAUCCUUUUAAUUUGCCAUGGACAUUCUAGGAUAGAAAUGACGCAUUGGAUUCUGUUUGGUAUAUAUGGUUUUAAUUAAUUAAUUUUUUUUGU